Suillus discolor is the source of this 982-nucleotide messenger RNA. RefSeq names its product Sm-like ribonucleoprotein. Gene Ontology annotation, molecular function: RNA binding. The transcript is spliced from 5 exons. Gene Ontology annotation, cellular component: catalytic step 2 spliceosome; U4 snRNP; U4/U6 x U5 tri-snRNP complex. Lineage: Eukaryota; Fungi; Basidiomycota; Agaricomycetes; Boletales; Suillaceae. The coding region runs from base 144 to 677 and encodes 177 amino acids. The record is from RefSeq and is a predicted model, not a curated record. Gene Ontology annotation, biological process: mRNA splicing, via spliceosome.
GUGAAUUAGUUACAAAGUGAAUCGUUGGCGCAACACAGCUGUCAACCUGAGCUGUUUGGCCUUGUUUGUCACAGUGGCCCGCCAACUCUAUCUCGUUUCUUGUCAUCGUCUGCAUCUACAGCCCAUAAUCCUAAUCGACCAUCAUGCCUCCACCAAAAUCCAAAGGAGGAAAAAUGCUAGGCCUCAUCAAUUGGAGGCUCAAAGUGACCAUCAAUGACGGACGCGCGCUGACAGGUCAGAUGCUCGCAUUCGACAGGCAUAUGAACCUUGUCCUGGCGGACUGUGAAGAGUUCAGACGCGUUCGGCCGAAGAAAAAAGCCGGGGAAACCGAGGCACCUGCUGAGCAGGAGAUGAAGCGCACCUUGGGUCUCGUGAUUUUGCGAGGGGAGACAGUCGUCAGCUUAAGUGUUGAGGGGCCUCCGCCAGUUGUAGACGAGGACAAAAAGAAUGCGCUUCCUGUUGGCCCUGGUCGUGGAAUGCCUGCCGGUCGUGGAAUGGGAAUGAUGCCUCCUAUGGGUAUGCCUCCUGUGGGUCGUGCUCCAAUUCCCUUUGCCCCACCAGGCAUGCCAGGCCCCCCUCCUGGCUUCCGUCCUCCUGGCUUCCCUCCAGGUGGAUCAUUCCCUCCACCAGGCUUUGGUGGACCUCCUCCCCCUGGCUUCCAACCACCCCCUCAGUAAAGUUAUUGCUGUUCCUUGUUGUUUGAUCAUAUUUGUUGUGCGCGGAUCAGGUGAAAGCAGGGCAAGUAGUUUUGCCAAAAUGUUCGUACGUUCGCAACAUGUACCUUCGAGACGUCUUAACUCCGAAAGGUUUGUUGUUGUACUUUUUCACUGACAAACCCACAGCACCGUCUCAUAUCGGUUGCCGAAUGGAGUGUUAUCAUAUUGCCGGUUGUAGAAUGUACAAAUUUUGAGAGUUCUGUUUGUAAAGCUGAGUUGCUCUCUAACAAAAAAUAAUGAACUUCUGGAAGCAUGUCUGACUAUCA